AGGUUCCCUUGGUGCUUUCUCUCCUCGGGUGGCUGUGACUGAGGAGUGGCUGUGGCUGCAGGGAGUGCCAGGCUCCAAUCCCCAGCUGUGCAAGGCAGGACUGGGAUGUCCCUGGGUUCUGCUGCUGCUGGCAGAUUGCCCGUGGAUCAGGUAUGAGCUGGUGGGAUUGUCCCUGGAGCAGUGCAGAGGGGUGAGGGCCAGGUGCUGCUCACAGCCCCCGGGUCAGGGCCUCGGUGCUGCUGUGGAACUGAGCUUUGCUUUGCUCAGGGUGGGGAGUUGCUGUUGGAAGUGGUGCUGCUAUGUAUUUGUGUAACCCCUGCUGAUGGGGAGAGCCUUGGGAAAGGGGCCUUGGGACAGGGGUGUCACUGAGCCCUCAGAGUGUGUGUGGCCCUUGAAACAUCCAAGGGUUCAUCUGUUCUGCUGCACCUCUGAUCCCCUGGGGUUGUUCUCAGGUCCCUCCAGGCACCCCAGUCCAUGCAGGGCAGGACCUGAGUGAAGGUGGAGGCACAGGAGCAGAGUUCUCCCUCGAGCUGGGUCUGGUCCAGGAUCAAGACAGCUCUGUGUCCCUGGAUGGAGCUGGUUUAUCCCUCGGGGAGCCGUGUCUGCUCAGGGACUGGCUUACGCCACAGGGAGUGUGUCUCUGCUCAGGAGGGGCUUAUCCCACAGGGAGUGUGUCUCUGCUCAGGGACUGGUUUAUCCCACAGGGAGUGUGUCUGGUCAGGGGCUGGUUUAUCCCACAGGGACCUGCUCUCUGUGCUCGGGGCUGGUGGCUGCUUCUCCACAGCGGGGAGUGGGGGGGGUUGGGGUGGAGCAGCUUAAAGGCCAAGCUGCAAAGCUGGCCUACUUCUGUGUGUUUUAAAUUACAGAGGUUAAACACAGGGGGCUGGAAGAUCUAGGAAACAGGCCUUGCUGCUCUACAGUUUUGGAAAAGAGAACUCUCAGCUGAUGGUUUUGAUUCCCUGCCCUCAGUACAAAAGCAGGGAUGGCUGAAGUCUCUGCUGCACCUCUGACCUUGAGGAAAGCUGACAGGCUUUUUUGGGCAGAACAUUUUUGAGCAGCAGCAAAGGGCUGGUGUAGCUGGGAGCCCUGUGUGCUGUGUGACAGGGUCAGACAGCUCCACAUUCCCUGUGACACGUGGGGGUGCUGCAGGGACAAGGGGGAAACGCAGCCAGUCCCGCCUCUGGCAGUGUUUGUCACCGAAGGAGGGGACAGCCUGUUCUGCCCCUGUCUGAUGGCAGCAGCCUGGGGGGAGCACAUUGAUUAGAGAGCAAAAUGGCAAAUGCUUGGUUCAGUUAAAGGCACAGCCGUUCCCUGCCAGGUCCUGCCACUCAGCGGCCGCCCGCUGACUCUGACACUUGUGCCUAAAACCUCCAUUUGAUUUCUGAAGAUUUCUAUUUUCCUUCCUAAAGAGCCUGAGCGACUAAAGACCCCCAGGAUGGCCAGUGCCUGGGCACAGGAUUCAGAGCUGCACAGGCUUUACCCAAAUGCUCACGAAAGCCAAAAGUAGAGGUUAGAAAUAAAUUCCAAGUCCUUUGCUUGUGAAAGAUGGAUCCUGAGCACAGAAAACAAGGAUUGCAGAGCAGCCACUGUCCUUAUGGCCCCCAAAGGUGGAGCAGGGAAUGCUAAUCCCUGCGCAGCCUCGUCACCAAGAGGAUUAGGCAGGAGUUCAUCUGGGCCAGGGUUGUCAGCGGGCAGGACAGGAGGCAGCGCAUGGCUGGGUAAGGGGGCAGAGGGGAGGGGGCCGGGGGGUCCCUGCCGAGCGCGUGUCCCACAUGAGGGGAUCUGGCCCCACAAACGCUCAGGCUCCCUCUCGUUGUCCUGGCAGGUGGCGAGCUGGGACAGGCUCUGGCGUGUGGUGGCACCGGGCGGCUGCCACACAACCCUCCACUGCACAGAGCGAGGCGUCGGCUCCGGGCCUGCAGGGCCUCCGUGUCCCGGGGGUGCCAUGGGCCGGCAGCGCAGCCCCCCGGGGCCGUGGUGGGGGCGGCCCCUGCGCGCCGGGUGCUGGUGGCUGCUGUGGCUCUGCGGGACGGCGCUGCGGGGGCUGCGCUGGCUCUGGAGCCUCACCUGGGUCCUGCUGAUCUGCUACAAGAGCUGCUGGGACAGUGCCUUCCAGGUCACAGAGGAGCUCGGAACAUCGCUGCAGCUGAGGCUGGAGGGGAGCGAGGAGGAGGAGGAGGAGAAUGGGAGCUCCGAUUCUGCGCUGGAGCCUGGGCAGCCAGUGGCGCAGUGGCAGGGGCACGGGGAUGCCGGAGAGGCCGUGCUGGAGAGGCUGGAGGGGCUGGAGGCCGACGUCCGCUUCCUCUGCACGGAGCUGGGGGCAGAGAAGCUGCUGUGGAGCAGCCGGUUCCUGGAGCUGCUGCGGGAACAACAGAGCCUUCGCCAGCGGGUGAGUGCCCCGUGGGGUCCCAGCCCCCCCAGCCCCCUCUGGCACCCCAGCCCGUCACACCCUGUCCCAGCUGCAGGAGCUGCCAUGGCAAUGGAACCGCAGCGACAGCCCCGAGCUGCUGGGGGAAGUGGAGGAUCAAAGUGCCAGUGGGAGCGAGGGAGAGAGCCCAGAAGGACGCCAGUGGACAGAGCCACUGUGGCAACCACGUGGCACCACCCAGCCUGAUGGCAGGAAACGUAAGUGAAGGUGUGAGCAGGGCAUCAGCGAGUCACCAAGGAGCCACACGUCCCUCCCUGCCCAGGCUGCUCAGGACACAGGCCAGGAUGGUGCAGUCCCAGCUGUGUCGCCGUGUCCCUGUAUGUGCCUCCAGCCGUCGGUGCCAGCCAGGCCUGGCCCCAUCCAGCAGAACUGCAGCCAUUCCUUAGGAGCAGGAACCAGCCGAGGGGCAGGUCAGGGUGAGCUGCUGGCCCUGGGGCUGCCCCAGGAGGAGUCACAGCCACCCCCCUGCCCAGGGCCACCCCAGGGCUGACUGUGCCCUGGUGGGGCUGGCUUUGGUGGAGCCCACUGAAGAGCAUCCUCCUGAUCUACUGCACCUUGUUGGGAGGUUCUGGGAACAAGGAGUCUGCUCACCAGUGGCCACAGACACUUUGCACAAGCUGGAGCUGCUGGAGCAAUGGAUUGCAAAACUCACCCCUUGACUUCCUCGUGGGCCAGACCCGGCCCCUCCGUCAGCAGCUCUGCCCGUGCUGCAGGGCUGGGCCAGCUCUCGUGACAGCAGCUCCCCCUCAUCCCCCAGAUGAUGAGCCCUGGGAGCUCUGGUCCCGUUGGGAGCAGGGCUGAGGGGCCUCCCCGUGCUCAGGAGUGGCCGAGCACAGAGGGGCUGUGUCCUGCCCCCACCCCGGGGUCCCCAGGGCCCACUGUGCUGGGGCUGUUCAAUACAGGCGGCUGCUUCCCAUCGGUUGUGUCCACCUGGUCUUUCCCCGGCAGAGCUGGGACAGCGGCACCCCCAGGUCCCAGCUCUUUGGGGAGGGGGACAGGAUGAGCUCUCACUGAAGCAGAGCAGGGACCAGCACUCACCCGUGGCAAGGGCUGGGGACAGGCUCCUGCAGCAGGCAGGGAUCGGCAGGAUCCGUCCGACGUGUCCGUGCAGCUCCCACACCAGGGAACUGAUGCAACACAAAUAGCAGCGGCCUGACUCACCCACCCCCACCUGGCUGAGGGGGGACAGCCCCACGCUGCUCAGGAACACCAAAAUGAACCAGGUCCUGCAAAUGAACUGCUCUGGGGACAGCACUGCAGCCUCAAACAUCCCUUUCCUGCAGGGAUCAGCAGCAUCCACACACACAGUGGGAGCACUGGCCAUGUCCCACAGCAGCUCUGCAGUGUCGGGAUGAGGUCCUGUCCCCACUGCAGCCACUGUUCACCUCUCUCGUGGCAAUCCUUGGGCUGGAAAUCCCCAGCCAGCCCCACAGGGACAGGGACACGGCUCAGGAGGUGGAGGGUGACAUCAAACAGCAUCAGCUGCAGCCACCAGCUCUCCCUGCCCCGACCACCCUGUCCCCAGAGAGGGAAGAGCUGCCUCACAGGCCACGGAACAUUUCCCAGGCCACGGAAACCUUUCCCAGGCCACCACACCAUGCAAAUCCUCCUGACCUAUUGCUCAACCCGAGGCUGUGUUUACUCCAAUGUAUUUGUGCAAUAUUGUUCCCUGCUCCCAGCCUGUGGCUUCCUCAGAAGGGCUGAGCUGGCAGCUGCUCUGGCAGCAGGGCUUUGGCUCCAAGGGGCAGCCCCUGGCCUUGGGGAGCGUGGGGGUACAAGGGAUAUAAUCCCCAGGGCCUAAUCCCUGAGGAAAGCAGGUGACAGGACUGAAAAAACACAUGGCUGGAGGGCGAGUGCUGACAGCACCUGCACAGGUAGCAGCCAUCCAGCACCAGCCUCCCCUCCCACCACGCUGGGACAGCACCCAGCUCCUCCCCAGCACCUUUCUGUUCUCUUGGUUCAACAUUUAUUUUGCAGUUACUCGCUUCCUGCAGUUCUGUCUUACAGCAAGGCUGUGUUGCAAAAGAAGUUUGAGGUACAGAGUGCAAAGCUGCUGCUGUAUUUGGGACACCUCUUCCUCUCUGCUGCAAGAGCAGCAGCCUCAGCACUGGGGAAACACAGUGGGUUGAUGCUGAACCUGCUCCCGUGUAUGGGAGCCCCAGGUGGUGACAUCAGCAUAUCCCCCGUGAGGGCACACACACAUGUGCUCCUGUUACACACCAGCCUCUUUCCCAUGGCCUGCACAGGAACCUUGGGUCAGAUUCCUGCCUCUGGAAACGCCUUAAAAAGUUAGAACUGAGCUAGCCACAUCCUGGAAAUCCCCUGAUGGGAGGAACCAGUUGGGUUCAGGUGGAAGUGCAGUGAGCAAGGGUGGCACAGGCCGUGGUGCCAGGGAGAGGAGAGUGAGCCCCAGAGGAGCUGCCUCCCCCCGAGCUCAACAGCACACAGCCCACAGGAUGAGGGCUGGGAACCCCCUGAGCACAGGAAACCUUCAACAGGCCCAUGUGUGACCUCCUUCCCCCCAGCAGCCCAUGAGCUGACAAGCAGAUCUGACCCAUUUUGGUUGGCCCAGCACACAAAGCAAACACCCACCAGUCAUGGCAGGCUCUCCCCAAAACAUGAGAGGAAAUCCUGCACUGACAGCCCAGUGAGGCUGCCCAUGUGUGCAACUCCACCAACUCACUGCAGACUGUGCAAGGUGGGGAAAAUGUGCAGCAGCAGCAGUUCCAAUUAGCAUUCCAAUUUCCCCAGCUCCUGGUGAGCAGGCCCCUGGGGAGGCAAUGCUUACCCAGAACACAUGGGAUGCUCUGGGGGCAGGUUUGCCCCUACAGAACCUUGUGUGACAGGAGAGAAUUCCGAGACCAGCAGUGGGAUGGCAGGUGGGUGGGCCAGCUGCCCCAGCACAGGCUUGUGGGAACAGCUUUGACCAGAUCUGACCCUCCCAAACUGCUCCAACAAUGAACCUCUGCACUGAUUCCUUUAAUUGUGUCAGAUCAGCUUUGAGGGAAGCAAAAAUAAACAUCCCCCUACCCCUGCACAUCCUGCAAAACUAGAAUUACCUAUUAAGGUCUUUUACAAGAAAAGCAGCCUUAACACCCUGCAGCAUUUUUCAGCUACAGACCCCACCAAGGACAGGAGCAAACUGCACACCUGGUUAAAGGUGUGCUCAGAUCUGCAGCACUCCAUCCCCACCACACACGCCCAGAGCCACGUGAGCUGUCACUGCAGUGACGUCCCCAGGGAGUUCCUCUGCCACAGCCAGUAACAGACCUCAGGCUGUGAAGGUCCAGGUUUGUUUUGAAACAGCUGUCCCUGGGAGCACUUGCCUCCCUCGUUUCUGAUUAACUACAGAGUCAUGGCCCUGUGGUAAAGGAAGAGCCCAAGUUUGAAUACAGACCAUAAAGUUAUUUAACUGGUGAGAUAAGAAUGUGCUGUGCUGCACUGGAGCAGGUGGGAGGGGAAGAUCCUUACACAGCAACAUGAGCACUGAUAUUCCUGCUGCACUUCCAGUCCAUAACAAACCUUCGGAGCAAAGUCUGGACAGUUUGCAUAUUCCACACUCAACAGCUGGCAUGCAUGUGCCAUACCUGAAUAAAAUAUGUA
This is a messenger RNA of Pseudopipra pipra, 6031 nucleotides long. RefSeq lists its product as uncharacterized. The transcript is spliced from 5 exons. The coding region runs from base 1595 to 2614 and encodes 339 amino acids. The record is from RefSeq and is a predicted model, not a curated record. NCBI's taxonomy places the organism in Eukaryota, Metazoa, Chordata, Aves, Passeriformes, Pipridae.